CAGCCCGCGGGUCUCAGACCCAGGGGCUGGGCCCCGAGCCCCCCGCCCCGGCCCCGGCUGGGUCGAGCCAUGCUGCGCUACCUGCUCAAAACGCUGCUGCAGAUGAACUUGUUCGCGGACUCUCUGGCUGGAGACAUCUCCAACUCCAGCGAGCUGCUCUUGGGCUUCAACUCCUCGCUGCCGACGCUCAACCACACCCUGCCGCCGCCCGGCGAUCCCUCUCUCAACGGGUCACGAGUCGGGCCGGAGGACGCCAUGCCGCGCAUCGUGGAGCAGCCACCAGAUCUACUGGUCUCCCGGGGCGAGCCGGCCACGCUGCCCUGCCGCGCCGAGGGCCGACCCCGACCCAACAUCGAGUGGUACAAGAACGGGGCGCGCGUGGCCACUGCGCGCGAAGACCCGCGCGCGCAUCGCCUGCUGCUUCCCAGCGGUGCCCUCUUCUUCCCGCGCAUCGUGCACGGGCGCCGCGCGCGGCCGGACGAGGGUGUCUACACUUGCGUGGCUCGAAACUACCUGGGGGCAGCAGCCAGUAGAAACGCCUCGCUGGAAGUGGCAGUCCUUCGAGAUGAUUUCCGCCAGUCUCCUGGGAACCUGGUGGUGGCAGUAGGGGAGCCAGCAGUCCUGGAAUGCGUGCCCCCCCGCGGCCACCCGGAGCCCUCCGUGUCUUGGAAGAAGGAUAGUACAAGAGUCAAGGAGGAGGAGGGAAGGAUCACGAUCCGUGGAGGGAAGCUGAUGGUGUCACAUACACUCAAGAGUGAUGCAGGGAUGUAUGUGUGUGUGGCUUCCAACAUGGCAGGAGAACGGGAGAGUGGGGCAGCUGAACUUGUGGUACUGGAGCGUCCCUCAUUCCUGCGUAAACCAGUGAAUCAAGUGGUCCUGGCUGAUGAGCCUGUGAAUUUCCUGUGUGAGGUGCAUGGGGAUCCCCCACCUCGUCUACGCUGGCGCAAGGAAGAUGGAGAACUGCCCACGGGCAGGUAUGAGAUCCGGAGUGAUCACAGCCUUUGGAUUGGGCGUGUGAGUGCUGAAGAUGAGGGGACAUAUACCUGUGUGGCGGAGAACAGCGUGGGCCGUGUGGAAGCAUCUGCCUCCCUCAGUGUUCACGUCCCACCUCAGUUGGUGACCCAGCCCCAGGACCAGAUGGCAGCUCCUGGAGACAGUGUGACCUUCCAGUGUGAGACCAAAGGAAACCCUCCACCUGCCAUCUUCUGGCAGAAGGAGGGGAGUCAGGUCCUGCUUUUCCCCAGUCAGUCACGUCAGCCUUUGGGGCGCUUCUCAGUCUCUCCAAGAGGCCAGCUCAACAUCACUGAAGUGCAGAGUGGGGACGCUGGCUACUACGUGUGCCAGGCUGUCAGUGUGGCUGGCAGCAUCUUGGCCAAGGCCUUAUUGGAGGUCAAAGGAGCUUCCUUGGAUGGGCUGCCUCCUGUCAUCCUCCAGGGACCAGCCAAUCAGACGCUGGCACUUGGAUCCUCUGUGUGGCUGCCAUGCAGAGUGACCGGAAGCCCUCAACCCAGUGUCCGGUGGAAGAAGGAUGGGCAGUGGCUGCAGGGGGAUGACCGCCAGCUCAACUUAAUGGCCAAUGGUACCCUAUACAUAGCCAACAUGCAGGAGAUGAACAUGGGUUUCUACAGCUGUGUGGCCCAGAGUUCCAUAGGGGAGGCCACAUGGAGUGGCUGGCUUAAGAUUCAUGAAGACUGGGGAGUAUCACCAGCCCCCCCUACAGAACCCAGGACUCCUCCAGGUCCUCCUUCUCAGCCAGUGGUCACUGAGAUCACCAAGAACAGCAUUACCCUGACCUGGAAGCCCAAUCCUCAGGCUGGGGCCACAGUCACCUCAUAUGUGAUAGAGGCCUUCAGCCAAGAAGCUGGCAACACAUGGCGGACAGUGGCAGAUGGUGUACAGCUGGAGACACACACGGUCAGUGGUCUGCAGCCCAAUACCAUCUACCUGUUCCUGGUGCGAGCUGUGGGAUCCUGGGGCCUCAGUGAGCCCAGCCCUGUCUCAGAGGCUGUUCGCACGCAGGAUAGCAGCCCGCCCAGGCCCGUGGAGGAUCCAUGGAGAGGCCAACGGGGACUGGCUGAAGUAGCUGUGCGCGUGCAGGAGCCUGUAGUCCUUGGGCCCCGGACCCUGCAGGUGUCCUGGACUAUGGAUGGUCCAGUCCAACUGGUGCACGGUUUUCGGGUGUCUUGGAGAGUAGCUGACCAUGAUGGGGGAAGCUGGACAGUGCUGGACCUACAAACCCAAGGCCAGCAAAGUACUGUACUAAGAGGACUCCCCCCAGGGACCCAAAUCCAGAUCAAGGUGCAAGCCCAAGGCCAGGAGGGGCUGGGAGCUGAAAGUCCCUUUGUGACCAAGAGUAUUCCCGAGGAGGCCCCCAGCGGUCCCCCCCAGGGAGUGGCAGUGGCCUUGGGGGGUGAUGGCAACAGCAGUAUCACUGUGUCCUGGGAACCUCCACUCCCUUCUCAGCAAAAUGGGGUCAUCACAGAAUACCAGAUCUGGUGCCUGGGCAAUGAGAGCCGCUUCCACCUCAACCGGUCUGCGGCGGGCUGGGCACGUUCCGCGAUGCUCCGGGGACUCUUGCCCGGUCUCCUCUACAGAACCCUCGUGGCGGCGGCCACCAGCGCUGGCGUGGGCGUGGCCAGUGCCCCUGUGCUGGUGCAGCUGCCAUCCCCGCGGGAACUGGAGCCGGGGCUGGAGGCGAGCCCCGGGCUGGCGGAGCGGCUGGCGAGGGUGCUGCGGGAGCCGGCUUUCCUGGCGGGCAGCGGCGCCGCCUGCGGGGCACUGCUGCUCGGGCUCUGCGCCGCCCUCUACCGGCGCCGGAGGCAGCGCAAAGAGCUCAGUCAUUACACGGCCUCUUUUGCCUACACACCUGCAGUGUCCUUCCCACACUCAGAGGGCCUCUCUGGAGCCAGUUCCAGGCCACCCAUGGGCCUUGGCCCUGCCCCCUACCCAUGGCUGGCAGACUCAUGGCCCCACCCAUCUAGAAGUCCCUCAGCCCAGGAACCCAGGGGAAGCUGCUGCCCUAGCAAUCCUGACCCGGACGACAGAUAUUACAAUGAAGCAGGAAUCUCCCUAUACCUGGCUCAGACGGCCCGGGGCACGGCUGCUCCCGGCGAGGGUCCUGUCUACAGCACCAUUGACCCAGCUGGGGAGGAGCUGCAGACCUUCCAUGGGGGUUUCCCCCAACAUCCCUCAGGGGAUCCAGGCACCUGGAACCAAUAUGCUCCUCCAGAGUGGAGCCAGGGGGACAAUGGAGCCAGGGGAGGCAAAGUGAAACUUCUGGGAAAAACAGUGCAGAUGCCCUCUCUGAGUUGGCCAGAAGCCCUGCCCCCACCUCCCUCUUCCUGUGAACUGAGCUGCCUAGAGGGGCCUGAGGAAGAACUGGAGGGCAGUUCAGAGCCAGAGGAGUGGUGUCCACCAGUGCCUGAGAGAAGCCACCUGACUGAGCGCAGCUCCAGUGGAGGGUGUCUGGUCGCUCCAUCUCGAGGGGAAUGCCCCUCUCCCACAUCCUCCUAUGGACAGCAGUCCACAGCCACUCUUACCCCCUCACCUCCUGAUCCUUCCCAGCCCCCCACUGACAUAUCCCAUCUCCAUCAGAUGCCCAGGAGGGUGCCCCUUGGACCAAGUUCCCCUCUCAGUGUAUCCCAGCCCACUCUGGGCAGCCAUGAAGGGAGGCCUCCUGGCCUGGGCGCUGGCCCCACAGUCUCCCAUCACCUCAGCCCCAGCCCUGCCCCUAGUACAGCCAGCAGUGCCCCAGGGAGAACCCGGCAGGGGGCUGGGGAGAUGACUCCCCCACUUCAAGGACCCCGUGCCCGAAUUCGGAAGAAACCCAAGGCUCUUCCCUAUAGGAGGGAGCACAGUCCUGGAGACUUGCCCCCACCACCCUUGCCACCGCCAGAGGAAGAGGCAAGCUGGGCCUUGGGGCUGAGAGCAGCAGGCAGCACAUCCUCCUUGGAACGGGAGCGCAGUGGGGAGAGGAGAGCAGCACAGGCCAUGCCCCUAGGGGCCCAGCGGGGGCCCCACCCAGAGGAAGAGGCCUGGCUCCCGUUCAGCAAACCAAGCUUCCUGUCUCGGGGCCAGGGCACAAGCACCUGUUCCACAGCUGGCAGCAACUCUUCCAGAGGCUCCAGCAGCUCUCGGGGCUCCCGUGGCCCUGGCCGGAGUCGGAGCCGGAGCCGGAGCCAGAGCCAAAGGCCAGGACAGAAACGUCGAGAGGAACCAAGAUGACCCUUGAUGAGGCAAUGAGAAUACUGGGGGUUCCAUGGGAAUGAGAAUAGGAGUUCCUCCCAUGGUCAGGGAGGGUGGGAGCAAAGAGGAGCAGGGAUGGGUGUCUCUUCCCUCCCAGCAGUGAUGUGUGGGGCUCACAGAAGCCCAUCAGCUUCCACAGCUUCCAUUGGCUGAGAAGCCAGAGAGCCAGCUCUUUCCUUUUCAUCUCUUUCUGAGACCUGUUUGUAAAAAAAACCAAAACAAUAAAAAGAGUUUGAUCAGA
Molecule: messenger RNA, 4486 nt
Organism: Carlito syrichta (Philippine tarsier)
Lineage: Eukaryota; Metazoa; Chordata; Mammalia; Primates; Tarsiidae
Gene: ROBO3
Product: roundabout guidance receptor 3
Exons: 28
Coding region: 70-4224 (1384 amino acids)
Molecular function (GO): protein binding
Source: RefSeq, a predicted model, not a curated record